Molecule: messenger RNA, 1060 nt
Organism: Colossoma macropomum (tambaqui)
Lineage: Eukaryota; Metazoa; Chordata; Actinopteri; Characiformes; Serrasalmidae
Gene: pdf
Product: peptide deformylase, mitochondrial
Exons: 3
Coding region: 61-810 (249 amino acids)
Biological process (GO): N-terminal protein amino acid modification; peptidyl-methionine modification
Cellular component (GO): mitochondrion
Molecular function (GO): peptide deformylase activity
Source: RefSeq, a predicted model, not a curated record
CGGCCAUACUGGAUCCUGUGGGAGAGGAGUAACCAGUACUGAAGGUGGAGCGGAGCUGCCAUGAACAGGCAUUUGAAGACCUUGUUGCCUUGUGCGUUGAGGUUUCAGGCGACCGAUGUUUUGUUCUCGUCUGCUAGGACUUCCUCACCAUGCUCACCAUGUCUACUGACACGUCUUGCACCUUUACGCAGCCACACGACGAACGUAAAAACGCGCUCAUACCUUCAGUAUCUUAAAAGGAAAAUCAAAGCCCCACCAGCCCCUCCAUACAGCCAUGUGUGUCAGGUAGGGGAUCCUGUUCUGCGCUCAAAGGCUGCAGCUGUGGACCCGGGAGCUAUUCGAGGAGCAGAGGUACAGCAGGUGAUAAAGACCUUGGUAGCGGUCAUGCGCAAACUGGAGUGUGUGGGACUGAGCGCACCGCAGAUUGGCGUACCGCUCCAGAUCAUAGCUCUGGAGUAUCCAGACAAGAUGCUGGAGGAAAGCUCACCUGCCUCCGUGCAGGUCCGCGGCCUGGUCUCAGUGCCUUUGAAGAUAUUUGUUAAUCCUCAGCUACGUGUCCUAAAUGGACAGACUGCCACCUUCCAGGAGGCCUGUGAGAGCAUCUCAGGAUACUCAGCCUCUGUGCCACGCUACAUUUCUGUAGAGGUCUCAGGACUGAAUGAGAAAGCUGAGCCUGUGACCUGGCAAGCGAGUGGUUGGCCGGCCAGGAUACUGCAGCACGAGAUGGAUCACCUCAGUGGAGUUCUUUACAUUGAUCGUAUGGACAGUAAAACUUUCAUUAAUGUGAACUGGGAACAAUACAAUGAAUAGCAGUUACAUAUAAACUACUGGUCAUUUUGAGUAGCCUUGGAACCGGUUUUAAUGACUGAUCUGUGCUUUAACGGUCUGUAACCAUGUAUUAUUUCAUCAUUGGAUGUGUUUAUGCAAAUGAUCUGCAUAAAAAUAUAUGGAGGGGGAAGACUUAACUCUAGACAGUUAAGUCUGAUAAGACAUUGUAAAGUAAUAUUAAUGUCUUGUGUUUAAAGCUGAUAUUAAAGGUUGCCUGUUUUGAGGACACCAA